AUGGGGAGCCUCCGCGGCCUGCGCCUGGCGGCGGGAAAUUGUUUUAGGUUAUGUGAAAGAGAUGCUUCCUCAUCUGUAAGGCUCACCAGAAACUCUGAUUGGAAGGGAAUAAAUGGAUUUUGCACCAAACCCCAGGAAAGUCCAAAGCCUCCAUCCCAGACUUACAGCCACAGAGUGCCAUUACACAAACCUACGGAUUGGGAGAGGAAGAUCCUGAUAUGGGCAGGUCGCUUCAAAAAGGAAGAUGAAAUCCCAGAGACUAUCUCGUUUGAGAUGCUUGAUGCUGCGAAGAACAAGCUCCGGGUGAAGAUCAGCUAUGUAAUGAUCGCCCUGACAGUGGCAGGAUGCAUCUUAAUGGUUAUUGAGGGCAAGCAGGCUGUCAAAAGACACGAGUCUUUAACAAGCCUGAACUUAGAAAAGAAAGCUCGUCUGAGAGAGGAAGCAGCCAUGAAGGCCAAAACAGAGUAA
Pipistrellus nathusii (Nathusius's pipistrelle) is the source of this 468-nucleotide messenger RNA. Lineage: Eukaryota; Metazoa; Chordata; Mammalia; Chiroptera; Vespertilionidae. The record is from the annotation of a GenBank genome assembly.